AACUGAAAGGAAUAAUGAGGAUCUUCAGGUUUGAACAUGGCGGCCUCCUUCGUUUUAUGAGAGCAUUCCAUUUACUCACUACAAUUGGUGAAGAAACAGCCCUUUUGGAAUUUUACGAUUGUGAUUUAAAGUUGGUAGUGGUCUCCCAUGAUCUCCAUGUAAUACUACAUAUCAGACCUCCACUUUUACUCCAUUAUUGCACACCUCAAACUUUUUCAAGGUAUUUCAAAAUUCAUCUUAAGGAACUUUACAAUCUUCUAAGCGAUAAAAUAUGUCAUUCUUCUUGGAUGGACUUCAAUCUUGAUCGUGGUCUACAACCAUUAGCAACCCUUACAUUUCAAAAUGACGAAUCUGGGGAUGCGCCCUUAAGCUUGACUAGUAUAGUAAAGGUAACAAAAGCAGAAGAUAAAGAGGAUUUUAGCGAGGUUACAAGUACAAAAUUUGUCUCACUUGAUUCAAACCAAUUCAAGCGAAUUGUAAGAGAGUUUAUAAGUUUUGACAAAGUUGGUGUUGUUUUGACUAAUUCACAAGUGAUGUUCUCAAGUGAAUCCGGAGAGAUAACUUUUAGUGUAAAGGACAACGAAUGCAUAAUUGGUGGUGUUGAUGUUGAGGAAAGAAUUGAAUACUCAGUAAAGUUGCGACCCACCAAAUUUUUUAACGAUUUGGCAUCAUGGAUAGAAAGGGUAUGGUUUCAUCAUGAGACAACUAAAACCAAUAUUGUAAUGUCAGCUCCAAUUGGCUUUGAAUCUCGACUUACUAUCACUUUACUGGAAUGAGACAAAUCAUGGAAAAAUUAUUCCAAUUCUGUUUGAUAUGCGAUAUCUGUUCAAUAUAAUUCUUGAUCUCUCUUUACUUUUAA
Molecule: messenger RNA, 859 nt
Organism: Cucumis sativus (cucumber)
Lineage: Eukaryota; Viridiplantae; Streptophyta; Magnoliopsida; Cucurbitales; Cucurbitaceae
Exons: 4
Coding region: 15-776 (253 amino acids)
Source: RefSeq, a predicted model, not a curated record